CAUGUUUUUUUCCCCAUCCCAGUGCACUGCAGCCCCCCCAAGGCCGUGGCCAACGCUCACAUCGACGCCGGGAACCGCACGGAGCUCAACUCGCGCCUGCGCUACUCCUGCAAGCCCGGCUACAAGCGGAAAGCCGGAACCUCCAGCCUCAUCCAGUGCGUCCUCUGGAACGGCUCCCAGCCCCGCUGGACCGAGCCCACCCUCCAGUGCAUCCGUACGUCCUGGGGGGAAGCUGGGACACCUCCUCCAAACAGGAGGAUGGGAAGAAAUGCCAGCGCCACCCGAGUUCUGUUUCCUCCAAAGGAAUCAGAAAUGGGGAGAUUGGAUAAUUUUGACUCUCUAACUUACCAAACCACGUGGAGAGUUCGUGUCCCAGCUGAUGGUGUCUCCCUGUUGUGUUUUCCCCAAGGAGAUCCAGCUCUUUCCAGGGAAGCCCCCGGCGCGGCGAGCACGACCCAGAGGGCAGGAACCACCAGCGCCAGCCCAAAUUCCAGCCCCUCUCCAGCUCCCAGUCAGUCACCUGUGCCACCAGCACCUGAUGGGCCAUCCCCAGAUGGAUCCAGGCCGCCGGAGAUGGUUCCAACGCCGGACACGCCCACGCUGGGAGAGGGGACAACCGCGCUGCCCAUGCCGCCCUCGGAUUACGCCGCAGGUUGGGCUGAUUCCCAAGGAAUGCCAACCUCCCCUGGGGCCUGGGGCACCCACAAAGGCUCUCUUGCUUUUCCAAUGGAACUUUUCCUUCUCUCCGACCUCCUUUUUAGUGAGGCUCCUCCCAGCAUCCACCCCUCUCCUACCUUUGCAGCUCAACAUUUCCUUUUCUCUCCUUUUCCAGUUUCCAUCCGGUCCGUGGCCUCUUCUGUUGGACUCCUGGCGCUGCUGGCCAUCGGAAUUGCGGCCGUCUGCUGCUGGAGGAGGAGGAGGAGGAGAAGGAGGAGGAGGAAAGGCGCCAGGCAGGGCUACGCCGUGACGGAGACGGACAUUCCCAUGGAGGGAAUUCCCUCUGGGAACGAGGAGGUGCCACCUCCUGUCAUUGUCCCCACGGGCUGAGCACCCGCCCUGGGGACACUGGGCACACCCACCAUGCCGAGGGAUGCCGGAGGAUGGAAUUCUGGAUGCUCCCCUGAGGGGGGGCAGAGCACACAGGGCAGCCAGGGAUGAGUGGCUGCUCUUCCCAGCCUGAACAUGGACGAUUCCCAUGGAUGAUCCCAAAGCCACUGAGCCGGAGCCAAAGGAGUUGGGACCAUCCUGGCCCACAGAGAGCUCAGGGAUCCUUUGGAACCACUCCCAGCCCUGAUCCCAGCGGCUCAGGGGAAUCCAAGCUGGAGCAGCUUCUCUACAGACACCACCAAGGACCAAAUAACACAAUUUAGGAAUAUUUUCGUGUGUUUUCCAUUUAUCCAUCAGAACAUUUUAUCCACUCGUUUCCUUAUCCAGGUUUUAUCCACUUGUUUCCUUAUCCAGGUUUUAUCCACUUGUUGUUUCCUUAUCCAGG
Molecule: messenger RNA, 1492 nt
Organism: Melospiza melodia melodia
Lineage: Eukaryota; Metazoa; Chordata; Aves; Passeriformes; Passerellidae
Gene: IL15RA
Product: interleukin 15 receptor subunit alpha
Biological process (GO): interleukin-15-mediated signaling pathway
Molecular function (GO): interleukin-15 receptor activity
Source: RefSeq, a predicted model, not a curated record